Messenger RNA from Brassica rapa (field mustard), 3463 nucleotides. Its product is annotated as glycine--tRNA ligase, chloroplastic/mitochondrial 2. Gene Ontology annotation, biological process: glycyl-tRNA aminoacylation. Gene Ontology annotation, molecular function: ATP binding; glycine-tRNA ligase activity. Gene Ontology annotation, cellular component: cytoplasm; chloroplast stroma; mitochondrion. NCBI's taxonomy places the organism in Eukaryota, Viridiplantae, Streptophyta, Magnoliopsida, Brassicales, Brassicaceae. The record is from RefSeq and is a predicted model, not a curated record.
AAUGAAAAACCCAAAAUCACUGGGGGCAGCAGCAGCAUUCGGAUAAACCUUCGAAAGUCUUCUGCUCAUUCAUGGCCAUCCUCUCUCUCUCUUUCCCUCUCAUCAUCUCCUCCUUCCUCCGUCCUCACGCCUCUCCUCGCUUCCUCCACCUCCCUCGCUACCUUCCUCGAUCCCCUUACCGCCGAUUUCACCGCACCGCCGUCUCCUCCAAUGUUCAUCAUCAUACUUCCCAUCGCAAGCCCGAUGGUGAUAGUCACAGCAACUCCGUCUCUAUCCCUACAUUCCAACAAGCAAUUCAACGCCUCCAGGAGUAUUGGGCUUCUGUUGGAUGCGCCGUUAUGCAGCCCAGCAACACCGAGGUUGGAGCUGGCACUAUGAAUCCUUCCACGUUUUUGAGGGUUCUUGGCCCUGAGCCAUGGAAUGUUGCCUACGUGGAGCCUAGCAUACGUCCUGACGAUAGUCGAUAUGGAGAGAAUCCCAAUAGGCUUCAAAGGCACACUCAGUUUCAGGUCAUCUUGAAACCUGAUCCUGGGAACUCUCAAGACCUCUUCAUCAACAGUCUCUCUGCUUUAGGUAUUGAUGUGACUCAACACGAUAUACGGUUUGUUGAAGACAACUGGGAGAGCCCGGUACUUGGUGCUUGGGGGUUGGGAUGGGAGAUUUGGAUGGAUGGUAUGGAAAUUACACAAUUUACUUACUUUCAGCAGGCUGGAAGCCUUCAGCUGUCUCCAGUAUCUGUUGAAAUAACUUAUGGGCUUGAGCGCAUCCUCAUGUUGCUUCAGGAAGUUGACCAUUUCAAGAAGAUUUUAUAUGCUGAUGGAAUCACUUACGGGGAACUUUUCUUAGAAAAUGAGAAGGAAAUGAGCUCAUAUUAUCUUGAGCAUGCUAGCGUGGACCGUCUUCAAAAGCAUUUCGAUUCUUUUGACGAAGAAGCACGUUCCUUACUUGCCUUGGGCCUUCCAAUCCCUGCGUAUGAUCAGCUACUGAAGACAUCUCACGCUUUUAACAUCUUAGAUGCUAGAGGUUUCGUCGGUGUAACUGAACGUGCUCGUUAUUUUGGUCGAAUGCGCAGCUUGGCUCGCCAAUGUGCCCAACUGUGGUUAAAGACACGUGAAUCUCUUGGACAUCCUCUUGGUGUUGCCUCUGAACAUAUUCCUCCCAUCCACCACGGAGCAGCUUUGGAAAAUAUGGCUGAAAAGGUUCCUGAGGAUCCAAGAUCAUUUAUUAUUGAGAUAGGGACUGAAGAGAUGCCACCUCCAGAUGUUAUCAAUGCUAGCGAACAACUCAGGGUUUUAGUCGUACAAUUGUUAGAGAACCAAAGACUGCGGCAUGGCGUUGUGAAAGCAUUUGGCACACCUCGUAGGCUAGUGGUUCUAGUUGAUGCUAUGUCCCCUAAGCAGCUGGAAGAGGAGGUUGAAGUUCGAGGACCCCCUGCGUCUAAAGCGUUUGAUGAUCAAGGAAAUUCUACAAAGGCUGCAGAUGGUUUUAGCCGUAGAUAUGGCGUUCCGUUGGAAAAAUUGUACAGAAAAGUUGACGGAAAGACAGAAUAUGUUCACGCACGAGUUACACAGCCAGCUCGACUUGCGUUGGAGGUCCUGUCAGAAGAAUUACCAGGUAUACUGGCUAAAAUAUCGUUCCCAAAGUCAAUGCGCUGGAACUCGUCAGUAAUGUUUAGCAGGCCAGUUCGCUGGGUUAUGGCCUUACAUGGGGAUCUGGUUGUACCAUUCUGCUUUGCUGGCAACACAAGUGGAAAUGUUUCUUUUGGACUUCGCAACACUGCUUCAGCAACACUGUUGGUAGAUACUGCAGAGUCCUAUGAAGAUACUAUGAGGAAUGCUGGAAUCAAUAUUGAGAUUGAGGAAAGGAAGAAAAUCAUUCUUGACAAGUCGAAUGCAUUAGCAAAAAGUGUUAAUGGGCGAGUUGUUGUCCAGCAGAACUUACUUAAUGAGGUUGCAAAUCUCGUCGAAGCUCCUGUGCCAUUAAUUGGAAAGUUUAAGGAAUCAUUUUUAGAAUUACCAGAUGAGCUAUUAACUAUUGUUAUGCAGAAGCACCAGAAAUAUUUUUCCAUUACUGAUGAGAGUGGAAAGCUAUUGCCUUACUUUAUUGCUGUUGCUAAUGGUGCAAUUAAUGAGGAUGUGGUGAGGAAAGGAAAUGAAGCAGUUCUCAGGGCACGCUAUGAAGAUGCGAAGUUCUUCUAUGAGGUGGACACAAGGAAAAAGUUUUCUGAAUUUCGAGAUCAGCUUAAGGGAAUUCUUUUCCACGAAAAGCUGGGAACGAUGCUGGAUAAGAUGAACCGUCUAGAAAAGAUGGUAACUAAGCUUUGUUUGGCCCUCGAAAUUGAUGAAGAUCUGCUUCCGGUUGUGGGGGAGGCUGCCUCACUUGCUCUGUCAGACCUUGCAACUUCUGUGGUUACAGAAUUUACUGCCCUCUCAGGAAUAAUGGCUCGUCAUUAUGCUCUCCGAGAUGGCUAUUCAGAGCAGAUUGCAGAAGCUUUGCUGGAAAUUACACUUCCUAGAUUUUCCGGAGAUGUCAUCCCUAAAACAGAUGCAGGAAUGGUUUUGGCAAUAGGUGAUAGAUUGGAUAGCCUCGUUGGUCUAUUUGCUGCUGGUUGCCAGCCAAGUUCAACAAAUGACCCAUUUGGCCUUAGAAGAAUAUCUUAUGGCUUAGUUCAGAUUUUGGUUGAGAAGGAUAAAAAUGUCAACUUUAAAGAUGCUCUAGAAAUUGCAGCCAGUGUACAACCAGUAAAGGUUGAGGCAAACACCCUAGACGAUGUGUAUCAAUUUGUUACUCGAAGACUGGAACAGCUUCUGGUUGACAACGGAGUAAGCCCUGAAGUAGUUAGGUCUGUCCUAGCAGAGCGUGGAAAUGAUCCUUGUCUGGCAGCACGAACUGCAUACAAGAUGGAAGAGCUGAGCAAAGGUGAGAUCUUUCCGAAGAUAGUGGAAGCAUAUUCACGUCCUACACGCAUUGUCCGUGGGAAAGAUGUCGAUGUCGGAGUUGAGGUGGAUGAGGGUGUAUUUGAGACUUCCCAAGAGAAAGAGCUGUGGAGCAUUUACACCUCCAUCAAAGAUCGAAUUCACAGUGGCAUAGGAAUCGAGGAGUUCACUGAGAUAUCGACGCAGUUGGUGGAGCCACUGGAGGAUUUCUUCAACAAUGUGUUUGUGAUGGUGGAGGAAGAAAGAGUGAGAAAGAACAGACUGGCUCUUCUAAAUAACAUUGCCAGUCUUCCCUCAGGAAUCGCUGACCUUUCAUUUUUGCCUGGUUUUUGAGGUUUUUUACUUGUAAUCUUUCUGUUGAGCGGACAAAAUACAAGUUCAAGCAUAGAGAGAAUCAAACAGCGUUGCAGACUGUUUAGCAAAACAAACAGGCAUGCAUUGGAGUAUUAUUUGUAUGAUUUAUUUGAUCGAAUCAACUCUUGUCGCAAGUUGGUUUAAUAAGAGAGACUAUACAAUUAGUUCAUUGA